Molecule: messenger RNA, 5844 nt
Organism: Grus americana (Whooping crane)
Lineage: Eukaryota; Metazoa; Chordata; Aves; Gruiformes; Gruidae
Gene: TBK1
Product: TANK binding kinase 1
Exons: 20
Coding region: 282-2543 (753 amino acids)
Biological process (GO): peptidyl-serine phosphorylation
Cellular component (GO): cytoplasm
Molecular function (GO): ATP binding; protein serine/threonine kinase activity
Source: RefSeq, a predicted model, not a curated record
AUGGUUUCGGUUUCUCGGGGCGGUGGCGGGGCCUUCCCGGGAGCUACCGACUCCCGAGGAGGGUCGCGGGCGAUGUCGGCGGCCCCCUGAAGCAGCGGCGGCGGCGGCGGGCCCGGCUGUGCAUGCCGCCCCGCAGAGCGGUACCCGCCCGGGAGGGGCGAGGCGGUGGCCGGCCUGCGGCCUCGGCAGCGUGCGUGGGGCCUGUCACUUGCCCCUAUCUCGAUGACUUUUAUCCCCGUGGAUGCCGGUAAAAAAGAAAACUGUCUACUCAAAGAGCAAAGAUGCAGAGCACUUCGAAUUACCUCUGGCUGUUGUCUGAUAUUCUAGGACAGGGAGCUACUGCAAAUGUUUUCCGGGGACGACAUAAGAAAACUGGGGAUUUAUAUGCUGUCAAAGUAUUUAACAGUAUAAGUUUCCUUCGUCCUGUGGAUGUUCAGAUGCGAGAGUUUGAAGUAUUGAAGAAACUAAAUCAUAAGAACAUUGUCAAAUUGUUUGCCAUCGAAGAAGAGACAACGAUUAGACACAAAGUACUAGUUAUGGAAUUUUGUCCAUGUGGAAGUUUAUAUACAGUCUUAGAGGAGCCGUCUAAUGCCUUUGGUUUGCCAGAGUCUGAGUUCUUAAUUGUUUUGAGAGAUGUGGUGGCUGGAAUGAAUCAUCUCCGAGAGAAUGGAAUAGUGCACCGUGACAUCAAACCAGGCAAUAUAAUGCGUGUUAUAGGUGAAGAUGGUCAGUCUGUUUAUAAACUUACAGACUUUGGUGCUGCAAGAGAACUUGAAGAUGAUGAACAAUUUGUUUCUCUCUAUGGCACAGAAGAGUAUUUACAUCCUGAUAUGUAUGAGCGAGCAGUUUUGAGGAAAGAGCAUCAGAAAAAGUACAGAGCAACAGUUGAUCUGUGGAGCAUAGGGGUGACCUUUUACCAUGCUGCAACAGGGAGUUUGCCUUUCCGACCUUUUGAAGGACCUCGUAGAAACAAGGAAGUGAUGUAUAAAAUAAUCACUGGAAAGCCUUCUGGUGCUAUUUCUGGAAUACAGAAAGCAGAAAAUGGACCAAUUGAGUGGAGUUGGGAGAUGCCUGUUUCUUGUAGUCUUUCAAAGGGUCUGCAAGUACUGCUCACACCCGUCCUUGCCAAUAUUCUUGAAGCAGACCAGGAAAAAUGCUGGGGAUUUGACCAGUUCUUUGCAGAGACGAGUGACAUACUGCACCGAAUAAUAAUUCACAUCUUUUCACUACAGCAGAUGACCUUGCACAAAGUUUAUAUUCACAGCUAUAAUACAGCUGCUAUAUUUCAUGAGUUGGUCUACAAACAGACAAAAAUACCAUCUCAGAAUCAAGAACUGAUAUAUGAAGGUCGGCGUUUAAUACUAGAGCCUGGCAGAUUGGCACAGCACUUCCCCAGAACUACUGAGGAGAAUCCUAUCUUUGUAGUAAGCAGGGAGGCUGUGAACAUUGUUGGAUUAAUCUAUGAAGAAGUAUUACUUCCUAAAGUACAUCAACGUUAUGAUUUGGAUGGGGAUGCCAGUAUGGCUAAAGCAGUAACAGGUAUUGUAUGUUAUGCCUGUAGAGUUGCCAGUUCUUUGCUACUUUACCAGGAGCUGAUGCGAAAAGGAAUACGAUGGCUAAUUGAAAUAAUCAAGGAUGAUUACAAUGAAAUGGUUCAUAAAAAGACAGAGGUUGUCAUCAGGCUGGAUUUCUGCAGCAGAAACAUUGAGAAAGCUGAGAAGAUAUAUGAGAAUUUGAUGCAGAUCAACUUGGAAGCAUCAGAAGUGGAUGAAAUUUCAGAGAUACACACAAAACUGUUGCGUCUCUCCAGCUCUCAGAGCACAAUAGAAACUAGUCUUCAAGAUAUCAAAACCAAACUUUCUCCUGGUGGUUUACUGACUGACACUUGGGCAAAUCAGGAAGGCAUGCAUCCAAAAGACAGAAAUCCAGAAAGGCUGCAGGCGCUGCUGUGUUCCAUCACAGAUAUUUAUUAUCAGUUCAAAAAAGACAAAGCAGAACGAAGGCUUCCUUAUAAUGAAGAACAAAUUCACAAGUUUGACAAGCAGAAGCUGUAUUUGCAUGCUACAAAAGCCAUAGCUCUAUUCAAAGAUGAAUGUGUCAGCAAGUAUGAUACAUUUUUGGACAAGGCUGAGGACUGGACAAGGAAAAUGCUUCACAUAAGGAAGCAGUUACUGGCUCUCACCAACCAGUGUUUUGAUAUUGAAGAAGAGGUGUCCAAAUACCAGGAUUAUAUAAAUGAGUUACAAGAUGCUCUGCCGCAGAAAAUGUUUGCAGCUUCCAGUGGGAUGAAACAUACAAUGAAUACAGUCUAUCCAAGCUCAAACACAUUAGUGGAAAUGACUCUUGGUAUGAAGAAACUAAAGGAAGAAAUGGAAGGGGUUGUUAAAGAGCUGGCUGAGAACAAUCACAUUCUGGAAAGGCAAGCAAUUGUUUUCCCUUUUUGGGCUGAUACUAGGAACAGGCUUAAUUUGGUACAUUUUGUAGAUCCAGAACUUAAACUAAGGGAUGAUUCUAUAAUCUCUUUAACUGUAAAUACAUUUUGAUCUGAGGUGUAACCAAAAAAGAAAGUAAUCGAAACAUUACUGUAAGAUCAUUCUGACACAGCAGUCGUGGCAUUUUUGUUUCAUGUUACUUACGUUUAGCUAAUAAAAAUGUCUGUUUUACAGACAGAUUAAUUCUGAAUUUAAACACAAUACUUUUGUAGCAAUCCAGUGGGGUCUUUUAACUCCUCACUUUUAGACAUUUUUAACAACUGUGAAAUUAUACCAACCUGGAUGAUUUUGCAGUUUUCAGAUUGCUUAAAUAAAGUGAAGAGGCCAGUGUAUUUCUGGUAAUCCUGAGGGCGUAUUGUCAUUACAACAUACAGACUGACUUUGCUUUUUUUCCUAUCAUGAUGAUAAAAUAUAUAAAAAUAAUGAUCUCCUGAAAGCUUCAUGGUAAAUUGGGGGUAUUGCUGAGCUUAGCUUCAAGCUGCAUUGAUUUUGUUUUGUUCCCCACCCCAAGUCCCAUACCUGGAACAUGGUAUCCUUUCUUCUAUCUUCUUUUCACACAUAGAAGUUAGAUACGAAUGUGUGUGUCUGCACGUGGCAAAAGAAAGGAAAACCCCAUAAAUAAAUCAUAGUGAAUUAAGGAUUGAUUCUAUAACCUAUUCAGUCACCUAAGAAUAUGCUAUUUUUUCAUGUUAGAUUUGGUGCUUUGACUAUGGAUGGUGGCCUGCGGAACGUGGACUGUAUCUAGCUUUCAAAGGACCUGAAGAGGACUUGUAAAUUUUUUCAAAGGGAAAAAAAUACUCUUGGGACGUUCAAAGGCAGAUAAUAAGUCUGUAUCCAUUUUUUUCCCCCUCUACAAUUGUAGUAUUAAAAAGAAUGUAAAUAUGUAUAAUAUGUAAAUAUAAAAGAAAUAUAUAUCUUUUUUUGGUCAAUGUUAGGAUAGAAUUACUGAAUUACUCUUGGCAGGGAAUUUAGCCCCUUGGAGGAUCUCUGACGAAGUCCUAAAGGCAAAAGUGUUGAUGAUGAAAUUGACAAUUGUUUGCUUUGAAUAUCGCCCUUUUUUCAAAAUGCAAUUUAGCCUUUAUUGCAAGAGGACUUGCAGAAAUCUAAACAUUAUGAAUAGUCUUUAAAGGGUGUUUUGGAUUUCCUUUAACCACCACUGUCAUUUUGGAGUCUAGCUGAAUGACUGACUGAUCAUCACAGAACAUGAUGACUGUUUUAAAUGAGAUCUUUUUCAAUAUGUGUGAAUAGGGACUAAAAGUGCAGAUACGACAGAGUGGAGACAUAUUUCUCUUUCCUUCACAGCCAAACUUUUAGUUCACUUCUACCUGAGAAAACAAAUUUACACUAUUUUCUUAAGUUCCUCUCCAUAUUUGGUGCCAUGUUGUCUGUAAUCAUUUGACUGCUCUGUAUAUGGAAGUUUUGCACUCCAGGUUGUCAGACUGAAUGUAAAAAUUCAUUUUUUAGAGUACAGUAUUUUCAGAAUUUCUCUGAAAUCUUGUUGCUCACCACAAGAGAAGUGGGUUCUUAAAAUAAAAUAGUUUUUUCAGAAUCCUGUUUGCAGGCAUAACUUUUAAAAAAGUUUAAAAAACGGUAUUAGGAGAAUUUGUGAGCAGUCAGUAGACUAGACAGCGUUGUGCUGCAGUGGUAACUGAAUAUUGGAAAAGUAAGUUACUGGUCUAGAUCUUAAAAAAGGGCGCACACCCACUGCUGACUGAUGACUGAGAUAUUAAACUUAGGUAUAUAUUUUCCAGUAUCAGUGGUUACUACUUUCGGUGCUACGUGAUUGGGUUGCAGAGAUGCAGAAUGAAUAGUCUUUAUAGGGUGUUUUGGAUUUCCUUUAACUACCAUUAUUUUGGAGUCUAGCUGAAUGACUGAUCCUCACAGAACAUGACGACUGUUUUAAAUGAAACAGUCUGCUCCAAAAUAUGUUGGAAAGAAGAAAGAGAAGAGGGAAACAAACAAAAACUUGGAAACAUCCCUUAAUUUGUGUGGAUACUACAGGUGUACUUACUUGUUUCAGACAAAGAGCAUGCAAAUAUUGCAGGACUCAUUCUUUCCUUGUGGAAACCUGGCCAUGGAUGUUCAGUGGCGUCCAACAGCACUUCUAAUUGCUAUAUUACCUCUGUGAGAAGAGCUGGACCCACUAUAUUCAGAAGUUUCCAUACUUAAUGGUAAAACAUUUUGGUAUAAAUUAAACAGCAGUUACCUGUGAUAGCAUCUAAUAGUUUCGUCAUGCUUAUUCCCUGCUUAUCUCUCCAGGUCAGAAGGCAAAACAUUUCCAAACACAUUUGCAUUGUGUUGGGCGUUUUUAGUAUUUGAAUAGAAACUUAACGAAAUUUAUAAUUGAUUCUGUCAUUGUUAAGAGGAAAUUCACUGCCUUGAUGUCUGAGACCUGCUUUCCAGUGUUCUUGGUGAGAAUCAAAUGUUAAAAGGGAAUUCAGAUGUUUUUACACUCACAUGAGCAGCUUCUUUCUUUGCAAGCUUUGUCCCCCAAAAAAUCUAGAUAUGCAAAAGGAGUGCAACAGUUUGUUACAUGUUUUUCCUUGGUUAGCUGUGGCAUUCUUAACUGUUUGUUUUUUAAAAUACUGGAAUCUUGUCUAACUGGAAUGUUUUAAUGCCUGCUUGUACAUUUGUUCAUUCACAUCCAUGGUCUCACCAAGUGUCAGUGAAACACACGCAUAAGUGUUAAAAGAAUUGGGCUCUCAAACUGUGCAUAAAUUAUACUUUUUUCCCAAUAUUAUGUCUGUAACACUGUUGUUUCAAAGGUUCUUAAUUUUGAAAGAAAUCAAGUGUUAGUUGGAAUAUAUAAUUUUCAACUUCUUUAUACUGAAGCAGUCUGAAAGUUAAUUGUAGUAACAGUAUAGUCUGUAUAUUGAAGUAUGUGCGGCAUUCUUUUACAUGGUUGAAAAUGUUUUCUGUUAUAUUUUAUGUUCAUUUUAAACAUUGCUGGUUUUAGUGUUGCUAAAUACAUCAGUUAUCUUAAUCUUGUUAAAAUUUCUUUUUCUAAAGCAAUUUUAACUAAGUAGUAGCUAAGGAACUUGCAGUAAUCAGUUCAUAAUCUACUGAUUAUAUAUAUUUUUCACAUAUAUUUUUCACAUCAAAGAGUAGCAUAUAGUACCAUCAAUUUCUGUCUCAAACUAAGUGUCCUGAUACUAUCAGUCAUGCUACUGAUUUGCCAAAAGAAGUAAUAGAAAGUAAUAUAUGAUUCUUCCUCCUGAAGCUGGUUUACUGUUUUGGGGGGGGUUAGCUUAGUAUAUUAAUUAUCUGUUACUUGAACAAACCAGUCUUCAUAUGAAUUGUGAAAAUGCAUGAGUGAAUGACUUAAUGACAUAAAUACAUCAUCAGCCACUUA